GUCCGCCGUCACGCGUAAUUUUUCGAUGUUGAUAAUUUAACAAUAUUUGGUUUUAAAAUGACAAAAUUAACGUGUAAUAGCGAAUAUUAAAUAGUUGGUAUACAAAUUGUAUGAUAUGGUUCGGUGGAGGACGUGCUUUGUGCUGGCAAUGCUCCUGGUCCUGCCGGGGAGGGUCACGUCACGGUCUGAAGAUGAAGAGGAUGAGGAGAAGCUCUUCAGCCGGAGCGACGAGGAAGACGACGACGACAGCGACGACGACGACGACGAGGAGGUGGAGCCAGUCGAGAAGGAGGUCCCUGGUCGUCGAGCGCCGCCAGUGAUGUUGCAGACGACCAGAACCGCGCCAGUCACGAGGACCACGAAGCGACGACCGCUCGAAUGUUACGUGUGCGCGUUCAAGCCGGAGACGCCGUUAAGAGCAUGCUUGGAUCCUACUAAGUAUAGAGUGCACACAAUGACAUGCCACAGUGUAGAGGACAAAUGCGUGACAGCGGUGACGUCGAAGGGCAGCACAUACGAGUCGGUGACGCGCGGCUGUCGGUCCGGCUGCGUCGGGUCGCCGGACACCACUUGUUGUGAGUUAAACAGAUGCAACAACCAAGCGUUCGCGAUGCCGACAGUGAUCGCGCCGCGUGCGCUGACACAAGAGAGCAAAGCUGCCAAAACUCUGCCCACUUCUGUACUAUUCUUUGUUACAAUACUUUUGGUGUUACAAACCGUUGUUAAAGUCACUAUAGUGUGAUGUACAGUUUUGUGGUGUGACCUUAAAUUGUACGGGUUUUUUGGUGAAUAUAUUUUUUCGGUGUU
Messenger RNA from Colias croceus (clouded yellow), 807 nucleotides. RefSeq lists its product as uncharacterized. The record is from RefSeq and is a predicted model, not a curated record. The transcript is spliced from 4 exons. NCBI's taxonomy places the organism in Eukaryota, Metazoa, Arthropoda, Insecta, Lepidoptera, Pieridae. The coding region runs from base 116 to 742 and encodes 208 amino acids.